AUGAGAGGCCCGUCUCUCAAGGAUAGGUUAAAGUGGCAAGGUACAUUAUCCUUGACGCACUUAGUGAUUCCUUCAGAGUUGAAGAGGAGUUGGAAAGCGGUGGCAACUGAGGUGGCCGAGAAAGAUCGAGCGGGUACGGCAUUAGCGUUCAGGUGGCCACUUACGCAAGAGGAGAGAAGAGAAAUCAAAGAGCGCUUCACCGAUGCUAGGCGGAUAAGAGCUGAGGAGACCGCUGAGAUCGCGGUCGGGGCGGGCAUGAGAAAAGUGGCCCAGCUGAUUGACUCUUGUUUCGAGAGCGCGCUAGCGCCAGGGACCGUAAAGAUAUAUAGGAGAGUGCAAAAAGAAUUUUUGGAUUUCAUUCGAAGGUUCGGCGUCCCCGUCUCGGCCUUACACAAGCUCAGAAAUGUGUACGUAGCGCAUUUGAUCGAAAAGGAGAGGCUUAAAUCCCUUGGAUGUCAUGUGGCGGCGCUAGCGCACUUCUUCGGGCCCCUUCCAAGCGAAGAUGAAGAGAUCUUACGCGCUUUAUUGCGUGGGGCGAAACGAACUACAUCUCCUCCAAGGCACAGGAAGAAGGCAACUCAGAAGGACGUGGAUACGGUGAUCGCUUGGGCUCUGCAGAAGAAAUCCUUUGCUGGGGUGGCAGGAGCGGUAAUGAUCCUUUUCUUGUUUGCUGCCUUUCUGAGAGUGGGAGAGCUUUGCGAACUUCGCGUUUCCGGCAUUAGCCGGAAAGGCAAUGAUAUUUGGUGGCUGAAUAUAAGAAGGUCAAAGACUGAUCAGGCUGCCCAGGGUGCAAAAGUAGCAUUCCGAUUAGGAGAACAGGCCCUCAUACUUUGGAGCGUAUUUGAGAACUUACUUCCACCAAGUUCAGAACAAUACAUUUUUAGCAGAACUUCCAAAGCGCCCUCGAGGGAUGUCGUCGCUCGCCGUAUCAAAGGAAUUCUCGAUCAAGCCGGCCUGCAACACAGGAAGCUCACAACGCACUCCUUCAGAGGAGGCGCUGCUACAACUGCAAUACGAUCAGGACUCCAUUCAGCAAAUAUCAUGCGCGCGGGAAGGUGGAGAUCAACGGAGGCAUUUUUCUGCUAUAUCGAUCUCAGCCCUCUUUGA
This is a messenger RNA of Cylicocyclus nassatus, 1107 nucleotides long. NCBI's taxonomy places the organism in Eukaryota, Metazoa, Nematoda, Chromadorea, Rhabditida, Strongylidae. The record is from the annotation of a GenBank genome assembly.